This is a messenger RNA of Pelobates fuscus (common spadefoot toad), 695 nucleotides long. It is a transcript of the gene NPFF, whose product is annotated as neuropeptide FF-amide peptide precursor. Bases 1 to 369 code for a protein of 122 amino acids. Lineage: Eukaryota; Metazoa; Chordata; Amphibia; Anura; Pelobatidae. Gene Ontology annotation, molecular function: neuropeptide hormone activity. The record is from RefSeq and is a predicted model, not a curated record. The transcript is spliced from 3 exons.
AUGCAGCUCCCUGUCCUUUUGCUCAUCUCUGUCCUUGCAUGUGUUACAUGUGCCAAGUCUCACCAAGCAGAGGGUGAACCACCAGAAAACUACCAAGAGGUGGCUCCUGGUUACCUGGAUUCACAGAUGGAUGAAAGUUUGUUUCCGCACCCAACGUCAGAUGAGAGAACUGCACUGAAUAUAUUGCUUAGGACAAUUUUACAUAACAGACCUGCCCGGAGUUCCUUCCAGUUCCAGCCCCAGAGGUUUGGAAGGGACGAGCGCAGCACAAUGGUGGGAGACAGCAGAAUACAUUCACGAGGAUGGGAUUCAAUGGCACCUCAGUUCUGGAGCAUGGCAGUACCUCAGCGUUUUGGAAGAAAGAAGUGAAGAAAAAAAAAAAGAUUGGUUGACUCGUGUCUCAGAUGUACUGUUCGGAAAAGCUGCAAAGUACAACAAUCAAUACAAGACAUCACACAAAGAACAUGGACUCUCACUCAUCUCACCAAUACUAUAUAUUGAUAGUCAAACAUUUUGUAAAUAUUAUCAGUGUGUGAUUCAUCUAGCUCACAACCAUAUUUCAUCCAUAAGAAGCAGCAAUUUCCAACCCUGAAGAUCAUAACUUGCCAUUUGUCAUACAUGUAUUGCUCCUUACCACACUGUAAAGAGAGGCCAUCUUUAAUGUUUAUAUGUCAGUUGAUUUUGCAAACUCAUCA